Messenger RNA from Baudoinia panamericana UAMH 10762, 752 nucleotides. RefSeq lists its product as uncharacterized. NCBI's taxonomy places the organism in Eukaryota, Fungi, Ascomycota, Dothideomycetes, Mycosphaerellales, Teratosphaeriaceae. The record is from RefSeq and is a predicted model, not a curated record. Bases 141 to 605 code for a protein of 154 amino acids. The transcript has a single exon.
GCCUGCCGUCCUCCACGCGGCCGGUGUGAACUUUCGUGGCGAAUGUGAACGCAGGCAGCAAGUAACAACAUGUGCCCGAUAAUGUAAGAAUCGAAGUCUCUAAACGGGUCCACAACAAUCUCAGUACCAGUCCCAGACACAUGUCAGGUCAAAAUUCAUACCCGCCGCCAGGCGGCAAUCAAAAACACCCAUUAGGAAGCAACAACCCAUACGCACAUCAAGAGCAAUCCCUGCAGCAGAACCCCUGGCAAGACCAAGAGUCAGCUGGCAGCCCGUACGCAUCAACGGAGGCACACAAUUACGCUCCGCCACCCGGUCCACCACCCGGUCAAUGGUCCCAGCAACAACAGCAGCAGCAGCAGCCACGCCGAACCGACACGUUCGAGGAGUCGGCCUUCGUGCCCGAUGAGGAGCGUGGCGAGCAGCGAGAAGCCUUGGAGCAGUUCGAGAUGAGCAAGCCUCAAAGCCAAGAGGAUCGCGAUCUUGAAACGUUGCAGCGAGAGUUUCCGAGCGUUGAUGGCAGUUUGAUUGCUGCGCUGUAUGGCGAUUCGAAGUCCCUACCCGCGACGCGAGAGAUGUUGCAGGAGCUGGCUAGCUCUAGCUAAUCCGCCGCAAGGGAAGUUCUACUACCCAGGCGUCUUGUGAACCCAAGCUGCUCUACCUGGGAAAGUGUGACUCCGAGGUAACAGAAACCGUAGCCUUUUCAUUAGGCACACAACUGCACCAGCAUACUAGCACUCUUCGCCGAGAAG